Messenger RNA from Sporisorium graminicola, 1431 nucleotides. RefSeq lists its product as uncharacterized. Gene Ontology annotation, molecular function: GTPase activator activity; guanyl-nucleotide exchange factor activity; protein binding. Gene Ontology annotation, biological process: protein secretion. The transcript has a single exon. The record is from RefSeq and is a predicted model, not a curated record. The coding region runs from base 1 to 1431 and encodes 476 amino acids. Gene Ontology annotation, cellular component: endoplasmic reticulum membrane. NCBI's taxonomy places the organism in Eukaryota, Fungi, Basidiomycota, Ustilaginomycetes, Ustilaginales, Ustilaginaceae.
AUGGCGAGGACGCAGCACUUUCCGGUGCAAGCCAGGAUCCCAAUCUACUCGGUCGGAUUCGUCGACGACAAUGUCAUCGUGUACUCGGGCGGAGGUGGAGCUGGUCGUUCUGGCGUCACCAACGCGGUUGUAGCAGCACAGGUGGACCUCGCUGCGCAGACUAUCCACAAGCUCGACCAACUCAGUCUCUCUCGAGACGAAGAUGCUCCCAUGGCCAUGUCGGUCAAUACGGCAAAAUCACAGCUCGUUUGCGGAAUCAACAAUACUGCCGACGAGGUCAGAGCGGGCAACAACCAGCCCAUCCGCAUCUUCAAGUAUUCCAUAUCCAAUCUUGCCGCUGCAGACAAGGCAGAGUCUGCCAAAGAUGAGAAGGCGUCCUCGUCUACCGAUAAAGGCAAAGCCAAGCAGCAUGAUGUGAAGGUCCAGCUCCAUUUUGACAGAGCCGCCCAGUCACUGCAUAUUCAAGAUCCAGAACAGUAUGUCAAGGUCGCCGCUUUCAGCCCAAACGGUCGUAUGCUGGCAGUCGCCACGACGGAUGGUCAGGUUGCGCUUCAUCGUUUCCCGUCCGUAUCGCCCGUCUGGAACGAUGUCGGUGAGCCGUCUUCCUCCGCUCUGGCUGCGGCCGAAGCCCAAGAUACGUCCAUCUCGAUCCCUUCUCAAGACUUUGACGGGAGCGAGAUCUACGACGCAGAUUUCUCCCACUCCAAUACCCAUGUCGUCUUCACCUCUUCCUCUAAGCUUGUCGUCUAUGCCACGCAUCCCUUUUCCCAAGCGAAUGCUGACGAUGCAGCUAUCAACGACGACGACGCCUCCACUGAAAUCGCCGAGGGAUAUGCACAGACCAUUCAGACCAUCAAAAAUCCAGCGCUAGGAGGCAAAGGCCCUUGCUCAUUCCGCGCGGCGCGGUUCGGUCGGGGCGAGGCCAGCAAGGAGAAGCUGUUCACCGUCGUCAAUGCUGCACCGGCCGGCGGCAAAGGUCCCAAGGCCAAGAUUCGCAAGAGUUUUGUCACAGCGUGGGACGCUGAUUCCUGGGAUCUCAUCGAGACACGCCACGUCUCGGAUCGACCCGUCACCGUCUUUGAUGUCUCCCCGGACGGCCGUUUUCUCGCAUACGGCUCGUCCGACCUGUCUAUCGGCGUGCUGGACGCAAAGACGCUGCGCCCCGUCCUCAAGAUCUUGCAUGCCCACGACUUCCCCCCGACGUGUCUGAAGUUCAACCCGGCCUCCAAUCUGCUCAUCUCUGCCAGUGCCGACAAUACCCUGCGUGUCAUCCCCAUACCGGCCAAGGCACUCCUCGAGUCCGCCGCCAGUGGAGGAGGCGCCCUCGCUUUCAUCUCCGAGACCAGGAUGGGCUUCUAUACCACCAUCUUCCUCUCGCUUCUCAUCGCUGCCCUCGCUCUGUGGCUGCAACGUCGCUAUCUCGUCAACUAG